UUCUUCUGGUCCUUCAUGCCAAACCACUGCUUUUUCUUCUCUCUAAUUGCUUGCUCUUUUGCUGUUGAUUUUGUUCAUUGCUUUGAUCUUUCUCUGAUGCUUAGAGAAUUACCCAGUAGUUUAGAUACAGAGGGAACCAAGAAAAUGUUGAAGAACAAGGCAACGAGAUUCUUGAAGAGGAUAACUUUGGUUUUGGCAUCAAUGGCCAAGGCUAAAACUUUAGCUCUUAAAAGCAAAACCCAUGCGUUGAAAACUCGGUUGAUGAUAUUCUCUCUGUUGAGAGACAAAAAAGUUCUGAUGAGCUCCAUCUCUCGGAAGCUCCAUUCUAUUAUGGGCCAGCUAGAGCAUGACAAAGAUCAAGAAGAUGGAGAUAAUAACACUGGAGAACAAAGCAAGGCCAUUGUGCUUUAUAACCACGGCUCUAUGUUGCUCCCCAAUGCCGCUCAAAUAGAGUUGCUGGAGAAUGCUGAUGAAGUUGAUAAUGUCUACGGCUAUGGCUAUGGCUAUGGCUAUGGCUAUGGCUAUGGCUACAGCUAUGAAAAAGAGGAUGGUGAAGAGAAGUUCCCAGACCUGACCCACUCGUUAUUUGAGUCUGAAGAUUUGGAGUUUGAAGAUCCAGGAGGGUCAGUGAUAGAUUUGGUGAAGAAUUCAAAGAAAGAAGGUGAAGAAUUCAGGUUAGAGGACGAGAUAGACCAUGUUGCAGACCUGUUCAUAAAGAGAUUCCAUCGCCAGAUAAGAAUGCAGAAGCAGCUCUCCGUUAAAAGGCAUCAGGAGAUGCUUGAAAGGAGUGCUUGAUGAUGGUAAACUUCACUUGCAAAUCUAAGAUCAAACUAAGCCUUUGCAGGUUGAAGAUGACAAAGUCCAUUCCAGAGCCAAGUUCUUUUAUUAUUAUUAUUAUUAUUUUGCGACUUUCUUCAGUUGAAGAGUAUAGAAUUUUCAAUUUGCAGUAAUAUAUAUUACUCUGGUGAUUGAUCAUGAUGAUCAGGAAUGAUGAAAACAGAGGAGCCCAGUUUUAUGAGGCCAUUUCUGUGCAGUAUUAAUAUGGUAGCAGAAAUAAAGAGAUUCUAUUUGCUUUUCUGUAGAA
Molecule: messenger RNA, 1084 nt
Organism: Manihot esculenta (cassava)
Lineage: Eukaryota; Viridiplantae; Streptophyta; Magnoliopsida; Malpighiales; Euphorbiaceae
Exons: 1
Coding region: 16-795 (259 amino acids)
Source: RefSeq, a predicted model, not a curated record